UAUACCAAGAAGACAAUAGGAAUGAGUGUCCAGCAAGUGGGGAAGGUUUUUUUGAAACAUCAGACAUUAAUAUGCAUUCAAAUCCCCACAACAGAAAGAAAAUAUUUAAAUGCUUGGAGUGUGGAAAAAACUCCAGUCAGACUAGAAAACAUACUUCCCAUCAAAAAAUUCACACAGGAGAGAAACCAUAUAAAUGUCUGCAGUGUGGAAAAAGCUUCCAUCAGAGUUCAUACCUUAUUUCCCACCAAAGAAUCCACACAGGAGAGAAACCAUAUAAGUGUCUGGACUGUGGAAAAUGCUUUGGGCGGAAAGAUAAUCUUACUUCCCAUCAAAGAGUUCACACAGGGGAGAAACCAUACAACUGUCUGCACUGUGGGAAAAGCUUCCGUCAGAGUACAUCCCUUAUUUCCCAUCAAAGAAUCCACACAGGGGAGAAACCAUAUAAAUGCCUGAAGUGUGGAAAAAGCUUUGGGCGGAUAGAUAAUCUAAAUUCCCAUCAAAGAAUCCACACAAGGGAAAAACCAUAUAAAUGCCAGGAGUGUGGGAAAAGCUUUGGAGAGAAAGGUGCCCUAAAUACCCAUCAAAGAAUUCACACAGGGGAGAAACCAUAUAAAUGCCUUGAAUGUGGAAAGAGCUUCAGCAGGAGAGCAUACAUUAUUUCCCAUCAAAGAAUUCACACAGGGGAAAAGCCAUACAAAUGCUUGGUGUGUGGGAAAAACUUUGGGCGGAAGGAUUACUUAACUUCCCAUCAAAGAACUCACACUGGAAAAACCAUAUAAAUGCUUGGGGUGUUG
Molecule: messenger RNA, 794 nt
Organism: Euleptes europaea (tarantolino)
Lineage: Eukaryota; Metazoa; Chordata; Lepidosauria; Squamata; Sphaerodactylidae
Product: gastrula zinc finger protein XlCGF7.1-like
Exons: 1
Coding region: 72-779 (235 amino acids)
Biological process (GO): negative regulation of transcription by RNA polymerase II
Molecular function (GO): DNA-binding transcription repressor activity, RNA polymerase II-specific
Source: RefSeq, a predicted model, not a curated record